AAUGGAUGUGAAGAAGUUAAAACUAACGAUUAGAAGGAAGAUAAUAAGAAGUUCCUACAGAAUCAUGCCUGAUAAGAACAUUGUAGAGGAUGUUAUCGGUGAUUUGGUGGAUAACUUCACGGAUACUGUUCAGAAGAACAAACAUGGUUCCUCCUUCUUCGAACAAGAAGAUUCCGUCAGUUCUCGUUUCAACCGUUUGUUUGGUCGUCAGAAGCCAAUUCACCAUAUCUUAGGUGGUGGUAAAUCUGCUGAUGUGUUGUUAUGGAGGAACAAGAAGAUCUCUGCUAGUGUUUUGAUGGGAGCUACUGCAAUUUGGGUGCUUUUCGAAUGGAUCAAUUUUCAUUUUCUGUCUCUCCUUUGCUAUGCCCUCUUGCUUGGUAUGAUCGCCCAAUUCGUUUGGUGUAAUGCCUCAGGCUUCCUAAACCGCAGCUCACAGUCUAGAGUGCCUCGGCUUGUUCUUCCAAAGGAUUUCUUUGCUGAAGUAGGUGUGGCCAUUGGAAAAGAAGUUAACCGCGGUUUGUUGUUUCUACAGGACUUGGCUUGUAAAGGGAAUUUGAAACAGUUCCUCAUGGCGAUAAUCGGACUAUGGGUAGCCGCAAUGGUCGGGAGCUGUUGCAAUUUCCUAACUGUUUUGUAUAUCGGGUUUGUUGGGGCACACACAAUGCCGGUUCUGUAUGAGAGAUAUGAAGACGAAGUGGAUGGUUUUAUGGAUUCUCUGAUUAUGAAGUUUCAUAGUCACUACAAGAAGCUUGACACUGGUUUUCUCAGUAGAAUCCCAAGUGGAAAGUUUGGGUUAAAGAAGCGUGAGAACAAGGUCUGGUUUACAAAAGUCACAGAGAUGUCAAGUGGAACAGUGAGAAGGGUUUCACGUCAAGAUAUACAACUGGUUCAAAACCUUAUAGAGCGAUGCCUUCAACUUUACAUGAAUCAGAAAGAAGUUGUGGAUACUUUACUAGAGCAGGCUAAAAUCGAGCCUGGCUUCACAGAGCUAGUUUGGCAGAAGCUUGAAGAAGAGAAUCGGGAGUUUUUCAAGGCUUACUAUCUUAGGCUAAUGGUUAAACACCAGAUAAUGGAGUUCAACAAGUUGCUUGAGCAGCAGGUUCACCACAUGCGUCAGAUGCAUCCAACUGGGGUUGCUUCCGUCCAAAAUACUAAUGGUUCUCAUAUUCAAUCAAUGAAUCAGAAACAAUUAUGCUACCCCUCUGAGCACACUGAUCAAUCUUUGAAGUCAGAAAGUGCACAUCAUCCUAUGGCUUCUAGUCUGUCUAAUGCAUUCCUCAAUGGCUCUUCAACACUCAAUACAAACGUGCCCUCUUCUAUAAACAUAUCAACCCAUGCGAGGAGAGUUGAUGCUUCUCCAAAUAUGCUCUCAUCGCACAUGCCUAUGAUGCAAGGAAUGAAUGGAGGAAUGAUCAAAUCUGAGACUGCCUUUACAAACCCUGCUUCAUUCAUGUAUGGUGGCGAACGGAAUGCCCUAGAAGGACAUUCGGCAGUUGGGGAUACUUCGAUUCCUAAUUUCAGUAAUGAGUCCAACAACCAACCUCUCAGUGAACCGCUUCUUGAAGCAGAAACUUCUGGUUUUGGGUUCUUAGGUCAAAUUCCUCGUAACUUUAGCCUCUCUGAUUUGACAGCUGAUUUUUCCCAGAGCUCAGAGAUUCUGGAGAGCUACGAUAGAUCACCCUUCCUUGUACCGAAUGCUGAAAACAUCCUGGACUCCCGUGAAAGAGGAGAAUAUCAAGGAGACAACAAGAGGUUGGAUACCAUAUCUGAAGGUUUCAGUUACGAUAACAUUGGAAGCGAGUAGUUAGGUAAUAGGUUUUGCUUUAUCACUCAUAACGUAGGACACGUUUGUGUACAAAAGAUUCAGCUUUUGAUGGUUUUCCUUUGCAAAGACUAUUUGGUGGGGUGUAUAAAAAGGGCUUUCCAUU
Arabidopsis arenosa is the source of this 1928-nucleotide messenger RNA. Lineage: Eukaryota; Viridiplantae; Streptophyta; Magnoliopsida; Brassicales; Brassicaceae. The record is from the annotation of a GenBank genome assembly.